UGUACUACACUAAGUCAAAGACACAGAGAGAUGGGGAACCGCUGCUCAAUUCCUGAAGGUCCUUCAUUGAGAAUUGUGAUGAUUGGGAAGACUGGAGUUGGGAAGAGUGCGGCCGGUAACACCAUCGUCGGUAAAAAGGUAUUUACGUCUUUAGCGAGUGCGCACUCUGUGACAGUGACCUGCGAGAAAGAACAAGUCAACUGUCGCAGAAUGAUCGACGUGGUUGAUACGCCCGGGAUUUUGGAUACGACUAGAAGUGCAGAGAGCAUAAGGACAGAGAUAGCAAAAUGCAUCCAGGUGUCCUCUCCCGGCCCUCACGCCUUCCUGCUGGUAAUCCAGAUCGGCAGGUUCACCAAAGAAGAAGAAAACUGCGUCGAAGCCCUGGAGAAAAUCUUUGGACCCGAGGCUUCUAAGUACAUGAUCGUACUGUUCACACGUGGAGAUGAGCUGAAGGGCAGAAGCAUUCGGGAGUAUGUGCAAACAGGCCAUCCAAAACUUCGAGAGGUGAUCAACAGGUGCGGUAACCGGUACCACGUCUUUAACAACAAGAUUAGGUGUGACAGAACUCAAGUGGCUGAGCUGAUCAAUAAGAUUGAUGACAUGGUGGCAGCAAAUGGAGGGCAGCACUUCAGUGAAGCAAUGUAUAAAGAGGCAGAGCAGACUCUGCAGCAGAUGAAGGACAGGGUAACAGCAGAGCAGCAGGUUUACAACUUCUCCUUCAUGUCUGACCUGCUGCAGAGGGUCAUUCUGUUUCAGGCCAUACUGGCUGCUGCCGGACUAAACUACGCCAACAACCCAGACUACUCCACUGCCUCCGACUCCAACCUGAGGCCUGAUGUCUGAUGGAAACUGCCUUCAGAUCCUCUGAAGCAGAACAGUUAUGUAGAAAAUGAACUGUUUGUACAAGCAGCCAUGUUUAAUGCAAAAACUGUUUUUCCAGUAAAAGCACCAAACAGUUUGAGGUUUGUGUCCAGAUUUGCUGCUUUUUCUGUGUUUCAUACAUUUGUAACUGAAUAUCUUCUGUCUUUAUAAUAUUUAGGUCAAAUCACAAGAUGGUCCUUGCCCUGACACUUGAUAAACGAAACAACAGUUUCAGAAACAACAAAGACUAUGAGUAAAUCAGUAGUAAGGUGAAGAACAAAACUUUUGAUGUCUGUACUCCAGUUUCGAUUUUAAACAGUGUAGCACAUCCAACAAGAUUUUUUUUAUGUAAAUCUUUUUUAAUGUAAAUUCACAAAAGGGAGAUAUACUGUAUAUGAAUGAGAUGUGACUAUUUGACCACAUUUGCACUUGUACACAUUAAUAUAAUCUCUAUUCAUUGUAUUUUGAAAUAGGGAGCAUCCACACUUUUUUCAUUCUGCAUUGUCCAACAGCUAUUUUAUGUCCAUGACACUAAUUAUUAAACUGUAUGAAGGUGUCCAAAAGUGCAGAACUGGAAUUGUUAUCAAAACAAUAUCUGUAAAUAGAAAUACAGUUAAAGAAAAUGUAAACAAAAAUCACUAAAUAAAAAUCAACUACAGUAAAAAUCA
Messenger RNA from Dicentrarchus labrax (European seabass), 1529 nucleotides. RefSeq names its product GTPase IMAP family member 7. NCBI's taxonomy places the organism in Eukaryota, Metazoa, Chordata, Actinopteri, Moronidae. Bases 31 to 843 code for a protein of 270 amino acids. The record is from RefSeq and is a predicted model, not a curated record. The transcript is spliced from 2 exons. Gene Ontology annotation, molecular function: GTP binding.